Punctularia strigosozonata HHB-11173 SS5 is the source of this 612-nucleotide messenger RNA. RefSeq lists its product as uncharacterized. The transcript has a single exon. The coding region runs from base 1 to 612 and encodes 203 amino acids. The record is from RefSeq and is a predicted model, not a curated record. Lineage: Eukaryota; Fungi; Basidiomycota; Agaricomycetes; Corticiales; Punctulariaceae.
AUGGCAACUGCGUUCUUCGACGACUUGGUUAAGUUGUGCGGCGGGGCUUCAAAAUCGUCAAACACCACACCUCCAAAGCCAGGCCGCUACGAGCUCACGCAGUUCAUCGACACUGUCGAGACGAUGCAAAGCCAGGUAGAGAAAGAAGUCGAGAAGAACGCUUUCGUUGUCCCCACCGCAAACUUCGUCGACAGCCUCUUUUCCGUCUCCACUGAUCCUGGUGCCGAUGCGGAGGUCGCAAAGUCUGUACUCGAACGACUCAAACAUAACGGUCUCUAUGACAAUCGAUGGUGCCAGUUUCCAGACCACCGGGACGCGACCGAGCAGUCAUUCUACCUUCCGUUCAUACGCACAGUAGCGGGCAUUGGCCGCGCGCUCAAGGGUUUGGGACACCAGCCGCGGACGCACAUCGCAUGGCCGGAGGUUUUCGACCGAACGCUCACUUCUCUCAACCCCUACGCUGCCAACGUUCGCCCUGAUAUCGUGUCGGUCCUCGGAGAGGAUCCCAACGACGGCCCGAAGGAGGAGACGGAGGGUGAAGGCAAGGAGACGAACGACAAGAAGCGCAAGGCGCCCGAUGAACAGGCACGUCAUUCGUCUUCGUGUUUCUAG